Molecule: messenger RNA, 1534 nt
Organism: Choloepus didactylus (southern two-toed sloth)
Lineage: Eukaryota; Metazoa; Chordata; Mammalia; Pilosa; Megalonychidae
Gene: ORAI1
Product: ORAI calcium release-activated calcium modulator 1
Exons: 2
Coding region: 256-1158 (300 amino acids)
Biological process (GO): store-operated calcium entry
Cellular component (GO): membrane
Molecular function (GO): store-operated calcium channel activity
Source: RefSeq, a predicted model, not a curated record
AUCCGCGCUGCUGGAUCGCGCGCAGUCUCGCGCCGCGGCCGUCCGGAGUUUUGCAAACGGCGCCGCGGGUCUGCGAGUUGAGUCUGCAGCCGCUUCCUCGUCCUCCGCCUUGUCCUCGGCGGCGGCCCGAGUUGGGCCGUGUCAGGCCGGGCCCGCGCGGGGUGCUGGUGGCUGCGGCGGACGUGCGGCGGGAGGGGGCGGGGGCCGCUGCCUUUUCAGGGGCCCGGGCCGGCCCGCGCCUUUGCAGCGUGCUCCAUGCAUCCGGAGCCCGCCCCGCCCCCGAGCAGCACCAGCCCCGAGCUUCCCCUCGGCGGCGGCAGCACCUCCAGCGGCAGCCGCCGGAGCCACCGCCGCAGCGGGGACGGGGAACCCCCCGGGUCCCCGCCGCCUCCGCCCGCCGUCACCUACCCGGACUGGAUCGGCCAGCGUUACUCCGAGGUGAUGAGCCUCAACGAGCACUCGAUGCAGGCGCUGUCCUGGCGCAAGCUCUACUUGAGCCGCGCCAAGCUCAAAGCUUCCAGCCGGACCUCGGCUCUGCUCUCCGGCUUCGCCAUGGUGGCGAUGGUGGAGGUGCAGCUGGACGCUGACCACGACUACCCACCGGGGCUGCUGAUCGCCUUCAGUGCCUGCACCACGGUGCUGGUGGCCGUGCACCUGUUCGCCCUCAUGAUCAGCACCUGCAUCCUGCCCAACAUCGAGGCCGUGAGCAACGUGCACAACCUCAACUCGGUCAAGGAGUCGCCCCACGAGCGCAUGCACCGCCACAUCGAGCUGGCCUGGGCCUUCUCCACUGUCAUCGGCACGCUGCUCUUCCUGGCCGAAGUCGUGCUUCUCUGCUGGGUCAAGUUCCUGCCCCUCAAGAAGCAGCCUGGUCAGCUGCGGCCCACCAGCAAGCCCCCCGCCGGCGGCGUGGCCCCCAACGGCAGCAGCGGCGGCAUCACCCCGGGCCAGGCGGCCGCCAUCGCCUCCACCACCAUCAUGGUCCCCUUCGGCCUGGUCUUCAUCGUCUUCGCCGUCCACUUUUACCGCUCACUGGUCAGCCACAAGACGGACCGACAGUUCCAGGAGCUCAAUGAGCUGGCGGAGUUUGCCCGCUUGCAGGACCAGCUGGACCACAGAGGGGACCACCCCCUGACGCCCGGCAGCCACUAUGCCUAAGCAUCCCCUUGCCCUCAAGACUCUUCCCCAUGACCUUGCCCUGCCUGGCCUCAAGGACAGCCUGUGCAGGGGGCUGGGCUUUCCUUGGGGCAGAGAGGAGAGGGAAGAGGGUUGUUUGUUUUUUUUUUUUUAAAGAGAAAUUGCUGCACUUUGAAACUUUCCUCUAAGAGAGUAAGCACUUCCUGUCCUUCCAGAUCCAGGUUCACCUGUCAGGAGGCAGCGGGGGCUGGAGCAGGGACAAACGCCCCCUGGGUCCCUCCUCCUGUCCCUGCAGUGCCCCUGAAUACUUCCUGACCUUUCCAUCUCGACCUCCCUCCCCAUUCAGCGGCAAGUGUGUGUGUGCGUGUGAACACAAAUAUACUCCUAAGGGACAGUG